CUAGCAGCAUUCAGUUAACAAAAUCUAAACAAAGCAAUAUGCAUUUCACCUCAAGUCUUCUGCUCAUUGGACUGGCUUGUGCCAUCUCGAGCGCCUGGGCUUAUCCCUAUCCUGAUCCCCGAGAGAUUGCUAAUCCGCAGCCCCAGCCACUGGCAUAUGCUCCCAAUUUCGAUGUGCCCCUGCACCGAGUGCGUCGCCAGCUGCAAUUGAAUGGAGGUGGCGGUGGAAGCCCAAAGCACGGAUUCGAUCUGAGCCUCAAUGGGCGUGCUCCUGUCUGGCAGAGUCCAAAUGGACGCCACUCCUUCGAUGCCACGGGAUCGUACGCCCAGCACCUUGGAGGACCCUAUGGCAACAGCCGACCUCAGUGGGGAGCCGGAGGAAUGUACACCUUUAGGUUCUAGGGUACUUAAAGAGCUGCCUAAUAUUUAAUAUCAAUUAAAGCCACAUAAUCUGUUUCUA
This is a messenger RNA of Drosophila erecta, 459 nucleotides long. Its product is annotated as diptericin A. The record is from RefSeq and is a predicted model, not a curated record. The coding region runs from base 39 to 401 and encodes 120 amino acids. Gene Ontology annotation, cellular component: extracellular region. Gene Ontology annotation, biological process: defense response to bacterium. The transcript is spliced from 2 exons. NCBI's taxonomy places the organism in Eukaryota, Metazoa, Arthropoda, Insecta, Diptera, Drosophilidae.